AACAUUUUUACUGCCCGACUGAUAUUGGAUAUGUCAUCUCACCGAUCCGCGUCUUCGGACGGAACAAAAAGCCAACAUGUCGAUGGUGCAGAUAAGGAAGGCAUUGAUCGCAAACCGGAGCAGGCUGCUGAUCCCGAAGUGAAGGUGGCACCGAGCCCCAACGCACAGGAGGAUCAGUGGGUAACUGGAUUCAAACUGUUCAAUAUCAUCACUGCCGUCGCACUCGUAUGCCUUCUCAUGCUAUUGGAUACGUCUAUUAUUUCCACAGUCAGUCAGCCCAGAGAUGCUGAAUGGAGAACCACUGCUUAUCAUGUAAAACAGGCAAUUCCUCGGAUCACAAGUGAAUUUCAUUCGCUCGUUGAUGUCGGUUGGUAUGGAAGCGCAUAUCAACUUGCAAGUGCGGCGAUUCAACCACUCACAGGAAGGAUCUACAUGAACCUUAACACGAAAUGGACAUUUGUGGGCUUCUUUUUCAUCUUUGAGUUGGGCUCGCUCAUAUGUGGCAUUGCUACAUCGUCAAGAAUGUUGAUUGUUGGACGAGCAGUCGCUGGAAUAGGAGGCGCCGGCAUCUUGAACGGAGCUUUCACGAUCGUUUCUGGAUGCGUGCCCAUGUCUAGGCGCCCCACAAUGAUUGGUCUUGUUAUGGGAGUUUCUCAGGUGGGCCUAGCAGCUGGGCCAUUGAUUGGAGGUGCAUUGACGGAGUAUACAACAUGGCGGUGGUGCUUCUACAUCAAUCUUCCAAUUGGAGGCCUGGUUGCCAUCAUGCUCGCCUUUGUCAACAUCCCCGAGGUUCUUCCCAAAAAGAAAUUCACCACCGCUAUCAGGGAAUUACCUGGUCAGCUGGAUCUUAUUGGCUUUGCUCUCUUUGCCCCGUCUGCAAUCCAACUACUGCUCGCGCUUCAGUAUGGUGGCAAUCAAUUUACUUGGCAUAGCUCCCAGGUGAUUGGUCUUUUCUGCGGUGCCGGUGCCACAUUUAUUGUAUUUCUUCUCUGGGAUUACAAGCAGGGCGACAAGGCUAUGAUACCAUUUUCGAUGAUUCGCAAGCGAGUCGUAUGGUCGAGCAGCCUGUCCUAUGGACUACUCAUGGCCCAGGUCUUCUGCGUGUUGUGGUAUCUUCCUCAGUAUUUCCAGGCGGUAAAAAACGACAGCCCGCUGAUGAGCGGAGUCCAUAUUCUCCCCAGUAUUCUGGCUCAUUUAUGCGGCGCGGUUCUUGCGGGCAAGAUUAUUGAAAGAGUCGGCUACUACCUCCCGAUAAUGCUUUUUGCUACCUCCCUCACGACGGUGUCUAAUGGCCUGCUGUCAACAUUUUCACCUGAUACGUCAACCGGGAAAUGGAUCGGAUACCAGAUCCUUCUCGGGGCUUCUCGUAGCUUGGGCGUGCAGAUACCCGUUAUUGCAGUUCAGAAUGUCCUUCCACCUGCACAGAUCCCUGUAGCCACUGCAUUGGUGAUGUUCAGUCAAACUCUGGCCGGAGCCCUAUUCCUUACCUUCUCAGACACUAUACUCACCAACAGCCUUUCAACACUGAUUCCCAAAUACGCUCCGUCUGUGGAUCCCAAGAUAAUCAUUCAUGCAGGAGCCACCGAGUUCCGCUCAUAUGUCUCUGAACAGCAGUUACCGGGAGUAGUUCUGGCCUACUCGAAGAGCGUUGAUCGGGUGUUUUAUUUGACAACGGGCACGGCUGCCGGGUGCUUUUUCUUUUCUUGUUUUAUGGGCUGGAAGGACAUUCGGAAGAAGAAGACCGUUUCAAAGGCUUGA
Messenger RNA from Aspergillus bombycis, 1758 nucleotides. RefSeq names its product MDR family MFS transporter. The annotation marks the transcript as partial. The transcript has 7 exons. Lineage: Eukaryota; Fungi; Ascomycota; Eurotiomycetes; Eurotiales; Aspergillaceae. The record is from RefSeq and is a predicted model, not a curated record. Gene Ontology annotation, molecular function: transmembrane transporter activity. Gene Ontology annotation, biological process: transmembrane transport.